GUUGGAUUCUUCAUUGGCUUUCUCGGCGUGACUGCCAUUUGUACUCAAAAAAUUAUGUUUUUUCAGAAAGUCUUUUGUUAACCCGCAGACACCUUUCACACUCGCAGAGCCUAGUUAUGAGAGAACGACGUGCAACAACUGGCUUCAAGGUGGCUGGAAUCGCGACCGGGAAGAGUAAUGGCGCCAAAUCAUCUCGCAAGGAGCCGAUUAAGUCGGUAAACCCUAAGCAGACUGCCACAAAGCCCAAGAAGAGAGCAGCUCCAGCUCAAGAAGAAAGUGACGACGACCUCGAAGACUUUGGAAACGUUGAAAUUGAUAUCAAUUCCGAUGAAGAAGAUGAGGAGAUUGACGAAAACGAUGCCGAGGAAUCUGACAAUGAAGUGGAAGAGUUCCCCGAAGAUCAAAGUGAAGGCGAAGAAGAAGACGUUGCAGCUGACGAGAAUGAAGACGAAGACGAAGAUGACGAUUACAUGGCAGGUGAUAGUCUGGAUGAAGAAGAUUGGAAUGAAGAAGCAAAGAUCAGCCAGCGACCUACCAAGUUGCCCGAAAUUGAAGCCAACUAUGAUAGUGAUUCAUCUACUGAAGAUGUAGAAAAUACUGUUGGAAAUGUACCAAUGGAAUGGUAUGAUGAUUUCCCUCAUAUUGGUUACGACAUUGAUGGAAAGCGAGUUCUUCGCCCUGCUAAGGGAGAUGAAUUGGAGAAGUUCUUGUCAACCAUGGACGACCCCGAUUCCUGGAGAUCAGUAUCUGUAGAUAAGGAAGGAAAGGACAUGGUUCUUAACGACGAAGAGCUUGAUAUCAUUCGCCGUAUUCAAGGUGGCGACAUUCCAGAUGCGGAUUACAAUCCAUAUGAACCUACUGUGGAAUGGUUCAGUAGUAAGAAGGAAGUCAUGCCUCUAUCAGCAGCUCCAGAGCCAAAGAGAAGAUUUAUUCCUUCCAAGUGGGAAGCCAAGAAGGUCAUGAAAAUCGUCCGUGCUAUUCGUACCGGGCGAAUUGUUCCCCGAAAGCCUGCUACCGAAAAGCCUCGCUUUUAUAAUCUUUGGGGAGACGAAGACGAACCUCGUGAAGAUCAUAUCAUGCAUAUUCCUGCACCAAAGAUGAAAUUGCCUGAACAUGACGAAAGUUACAAUCCACCAGAGGAAUACCUGCCAACUGAACAAGAGAUUAAGGAAUGGAAAGAUCUCGAUCCUGAGGAUCGACCCAAGAACUAUCUUCCCACAAAAUAUAACAGUCUUAGACAAGUGCCAGCAUACGGAAGAUUCAUACAGGAGCGUUUUGAGCGAUGUCUCGAUCUUUACCUUGCACCCCGUGUACGCAAAAACCGACUUAAUAUCGAUCCAGACUCGCUUAUACCAAAACUCCCUAGCCCGAAGGAUCUCCAACCUUUCCCUACACAGCAAUCAAUCAGCUAUGAAGGUCAUACUGGUCGUAUUCGCUGUUUCUCACUUGAUCCAGUUGGCUUGUAUAUGAUUUCCGGUUCGGACGACCAGACUGUUCGUCUUUGGGAAAUCUCAACAGGACGUUGCCUCAACACUUGGACAUUCGAUGGUGUCAUUCAUUCCAUCGCUUGGAAUCCUAAUCGCGAAUUGUGUUUGUUUGCCGUUUCUGUUGGCCACGGCAACGUUACAUUGAUCACACCUCCUCGCAUUGGCUCGCCAGAACAAAUAUCUCUUACGGACGAAUACAUUCAGCAAGGAUAUGCCGCCAUGUCCACUGCUGGAAGUGACGACAAGGAGGCACGUAAUCCCAUACCGUGGGUUAAACCCAAUGCAGCUGACCAGGAGAAGCUUGGAUACAGAGUACACCUUUCGCAUACACAAGCUGUUAAGCAAAUUACAUGGCAUAGAAAGGGAGACUACUUUGCCACUGUCGCUCCUGAUGCCAAGAACCUUGCCGUCCUGAUCCAUCAAAUUACCAAAUAUCAAACACAAGCACCAUUCCGCAAGCUGAAGGGUUUGGUCCAACGAGUUAUGUUCCACCCUACCAAGCCAUUGUUUUUCGUUGCUACACAAUUGUAUGUUCGUGUAUACAAUCUCAUGAAGCAAGAAUUGAUCAAGACUCUUCAGUCCGGAGUCAAGUGGAUUUCAAGUCUUGAUGUUCAUCCUGGAGGUGACAAUGUGAUUGUGGGCAGUUACGACAAGCGACUCUGUUGGUUUGAUCUUGACCUUAGCGCUAGACCUUACAAAACCUUGCGUUACCACUCACAAGCCAUUCGCCAAGUCACUUUCCACAGACGCUACCCAUUAUUUGCUUCGGCCUCCGACGACGGAUCUAUCCAGAUUUUCCACGGCAUGGUUUACAACGAUUUGCUUCAGAACCCCUUGAUUGUCCCUGUCAAGAUUUUGCGUGGCCAUCAAGUUGUCAACAGCUUGGGUGUUUUGGACAUUGAAUUCCAUCCUACUCAGCCAUGGAUAGUUUCCAGUGGAGCUGAUCACUCUUUGCGCCUUUGGACGUAAAUGUUUACCGCCUACGGUGUGAUGUUCAUACAUUUUAUUUUUUUCAAGUAACAAUAGAUUAUAAAUUGCAUUUUGAUUCUAAGGUGGUGGAAGACCUG
Umbelopsis ramanniana AG is the source of this 2554-nucleotide messenger RNA. RefSeq lists its product as uncharacterized. The transcript has 5 exons. The record is from RefSeq and is a predicted model, not a curated record. Gene Ontology annotation, cellular component: preribosome, large subunit precursor; PeBoW complex. Gene Ontology annotation, molecular function: protein binding; ribonucleoprotein complex binding. The coding region runs from base 117 to 2456 and encodes 779 amino acids. NCBI's taxonomy places the organism in Eukaryota, Fungi, Mucoromycota, Umbelopsidomycetes, Umbelopsidales, Umbelopsidaceae. Gene Ontology annotation, biological process: maturation of LSU-rRNA from tricistronic rRNA transcript (SSU-rRNA, 5.8S rRNA, LSU-rRNA); ribosome biogenesis.